Aspergillus heteromorphus CBS 117.55 is the source of this 1938-nucleotide messenger RNA. RefSeq names its product kynurenine 3-monooxygenase (gene bna4). Gene Ontology annotation, biological process: NAD+ metabolic process. Bases 415 to 1713 code for a protein of 432 amino acids. The transcript has 2 exons. Gene Ontology annotation, cellular component: mitochondrial outer membrane. The record is from RefSeq and is a predicted model, not a curated record. NCBI's taxonomy places the organism in Eukaryota, Fungi, Ascomycota, Eurotiomycetes, Eurotiales, Aspergillaceae. Gene Ontology annotation, molecular function: FAD binding; kynurenine 3-monooxygenase activity; NAD(P)H oxidase H2O2-forming activity.
CUCUCGCCAUGGCCCAGCCCUCAGCAAGCGGACAAAAGGUGGUGAUCGUAGGCGCAGGCCCGGUGGGGUCACUUGCUGCGCUGUACGCUGCAGCCAGAGGCGACGAUGUCGAAGUCUACGAGUUGCGCGGAGGUUAGUGGUUCUGACCUGUCCUGCUUCCCUGGCUACAUAUCUCCCUGUUUUCUCUCUUGACGCAAAGGUUGAAGCGACCUGUAUCACCAUCAGUUCCGCUUCAUCCACCAUUCACAACACCACCACCACCACAAUGACUCGAUUUUCUGUUGCACGUGCUCUGGGAUAUAGAGCGUUUCUCACACCAUAUCUUGGUUCCUAGAUCUGCGUGAUCCAAACACGAUCCCCCUCAACUUCACCAAGUCCAUCAACCUGGCUCUAUCCGAGCGCGGCAUCACAGCCAUGCGGGAAUCGAACCGCGAGGUGCUCAUCGAGCGAGUUCUCACCGAGGCCAUCCCCAUGCACGGUCGUAUGAUCCAUGGCAGAGACAACGGCAAGCUCUGGGAAGCCGCGCAAGUAUACGACGUCCAUGGCCGAGCCAUCAACGCCGUCGACCGAGGGACCCUGAACAACGCCCUCCUCGACGAGCUCGAGCGAACCCCCAACGUCAAACUAUUCUUCAACCACAAACUAACCGGUGCCGACUUCCGCACCAACCGCGCCUGGCUCGAACGCCGCACCCCAGGAGGUCCUGCAGAAUCCACGACCGAAAUCGAAAUCGCCUUCGACCUGCUAAUCGGGGCCGAUGGCGCGCACUCCGCCUCGCGGUACCACAUGAUGAAGUUCGCGCGCGUCGACUACCAGCAAGAAUACAUCGACGCGCUAUGGUGCGAGUUCCGCAUCCCGCCCUCCCCAUCGGGCGACUUCCUCAUCUCCCCAAACCACCUGCACAUCUGGCCCGGGAAAGAGUUCAUGUUCAUCGCGCUCCCCUCGGCCGACAAAUCAUUCACCUGCACUCUCUUCGCGCCUGCCUCGCACUACGACGAGCUUGAAUCCGGCUCACCCCAGAACCUGAUCGAUGCCUUCGACGCCAACUUCCCCGGUGUCUGCCCGGAACUGAUCUCACCCGAGGCCUUGCUCGACCAAUUCUCCUCGAACCCGCAUCUCCCCCUCAUCAGUCUGAAAUGCAAGCCUCACCACUACGGCUCCAGCGCGGUGAUCGUCGGAGACGCCGCGCACGCCGUCCUGCCGUUCUACGGCCAAGGAUUGAAUGCGGGCCUGGAGGAUAUCCGCGUUCUAUUCAGCAUCCUCGACCAGCACGGCGUGUACGACGAAGGGGCUAGUCCGGAGACGCGGACAUCGUGCCGUCGGGCGGGACUUCAAGCGUACACCGAUCAGCGGUCCGCAGAUACACACGCGAUCAACGAUCUAUCCAAGCAGAAUUACCUGGAGAUGCGAUGGGGGGUCAAAUCUCCUUUGUAUAAGCUGCGCAAAUCGGUCGAGGAGACGUUGGACCGUCAUCUGCCGAGCCUGGGCUGGCAGACGCAAUACGCCCGCAUCAGCUUCAGUAAUCAGCGGUACUCCGAGGUUGUGCAGGCGGUGCGCAGGCAGGGAAAUCUGCUGGGGCUGGGGUUCGGCUCUGCGUUGGUCUCGGGUCUGGCAGCUGUCGGCAUCCUGGUGUGGAAAUGUCCCGGUCAGUUCUCGCCGUCGUCGGUGUUGCGGGGAACUUGGCAGGGAGUGAAAAGUCUUUUCUUUGGUUGAAAGCGUUCUUGAUGCGGAUGCAUGGCCUUCGGCGAUCGCGCUGGCUGGCUAUUUAUCUAUGCUUCCUCGUUAUGGGUGUCGUCUACUUUUUGCAUAUUAUCUAGACUUCGCCUUGGUGUAAAAACACAGGUGGGUCGGGUACACUUGACUUAUGUGGCGUGUCUACCUAGAUAUAUCUAUAUACUGUGAAAGAUACUAUAUGAUGUUAGAGAGGUUGAAGGGAGU